Molecule: messenger RNA, 2287 nt
Organism: Syngnathus typhle (broad-nosed pipefish)
Lineage: Eukaryota; Metazoa; Chordata; Actinopteri; Syngnathiformes; Syngnathidae
Product: TPA-induced transmembrane protein-like
Exons: 7
Coding region: 251-1009 (252 amino acids)
Source: RefSeq, a predicted model, not a curated record
UGAUCGAAACUGACAGCUUGCCUCUCACCUGUCUGGACGUCAGCACAAGUUGGCGGCUCGGUGGUUACCGUGUGUGUUUUUCAGUCAAAACUGAGCCCAGAAUCUUUUAUUCUGCUUUUAUCUUUCGUUUUAGACGUUUACGGAAAGUUCGCGUUUGUCGUAGCCGAGAUAUUUCCGGGUUUGGACGGGUUUUUAUUUGUUUAUUAUUAUAUUUAUUUACCCCCGACGCCUCCUUUCCUAUUUGGGCAAUAUGCACAUCGUGGAGAUUGAGUUGUCAGAAUUAAAAACGAAUGGGAGCGACGCUCUGGAAAGUUUGGUGACCACAGGUAACGGUGACAAUCACCCCACAGGAUGCGAGGAAACGUCGGGGCUCCUGGGCGCUCAGAGGAACGGUUGCAACGGCGAGACGAUGCCUUCAGAACGCGUCGCAACCGAGGAAAUCUCAAGCUCUAAGGAGAGCGCGGUGGACAGGGUGAAGCGGGAGCUGAAAAAGGUUGUGUGCGGCGGCAAAGUGCGUCUGUGGAUGGUCCUUCUCAUGCUCCUCGUCGUCCUCGUAGCUGUCAUUCUCAUCUCUCUGUCUCUGUGCUCGGUCGUGUACCGGGACCCCGACGAGAAGUUCAACCGCUCAACGUUCCGAGUUCCUCGCCUCUUCAACGGCAGCUUCGUUCUACCGGGCCUCAACUUCACCGAGGACCUUCUCAGCUUUUCGUCCAAUCGGAGCCGAGACCUCACCGGCGACCUGCAAGGCAAGCUGUCAAACGUGUACACAUCCUCUCCGGCGCUCGGACGCUACUUCUCCAAAGCGGAAAUUCACACUCUCCGGAACGGCUCGGUGAUCGCAGAGUACCAGCUGACGUUCUUCAUGCCCGAGGAGCACCAGGAGCAGCUGAGGAACUUCACGCUGAGCCGGAAGAUGGUUUACAACGUGCUCCGGCAGUUCCUCUACGCGCAGGACCGCGCCGCUCCCUCGGCUUUGUACAUCGACCCCGUUUCCCUCAAGUUGUCAUGAGGUGCGUUGACGCCGUGGUUUGUGCGUCGCAGAAGCACACGUAGUCACGCAAAAUCGUCUUCCAAGGCCAAAUCUUUUAGGGGGAUGUCAUAAUAUUAGGGACGCCUGCACAACGUCACAUGAUGAGGCGCUCCCCAGAGUGGUUGCCACAAUCACGGAACAAAUGUAAACCAACAAGUAUGACACUCACAUGGGCCUUUUCCAGUCUUCCAAUCACCUCACAUGUAAGUUUGUGGGAUUCAAACCUCGAUCUCCUGACUCCGAGGCUGGCCCGCUCACCACUUUAUGUCGUGCUGCUAAUUCGAAUCACAAAAUAUGAUGAACAGAUUAUUGAGUUUGAAUUAAUAGAUGGAUUGAGGCUUGUACAUACUAGAUACUUAAUUAUUUAAUCAGAAAAUGCAAAAAUUGUGUGCAAAUCUGAGACUGGGGGUCACAAAUGUAAGAUCAUUGUCAAACAAAAGAGUAUUAUUCUUUGCAAUGGCAAGUUGUGUGUAUGUCUUACAUAUUUUUUAUCAUAAUCAGUGUUGAAUAUUUGCAAGAUGACGGAAUUAAGGUAUCUGAUUAUGAUCCCUCUUUUUGUUGUAAAAUGGAGGAUUGUUGUUUACAUUGUGUAAAUCUUGCAGUGUUUUCUCUACUUGAACACUAGAGGGCGCACUUGUUCCUCCCCCACGGUUUCCUGUCCAAUCUUUGUCGAAUUUGAUCAUUGCUGAUGAAUACGGAAGUACACUUCUCAUGAUAUAUAUUUUUUAAAUUAUUGGUCCAUAUUUUGCGUGUUGUUAAAAAAAUGGAUAUGUAUUUGAAAAAACAAAUCACAAAACUUAACUGUAAUACAUGAGUGCAAUGUUUACUGUCCAUUGACCAACAGUGUUUGCCCCAAGGAACUUGUUUUCAAUAAUAAAAAAAAUAAUUGGAUAGGAAAAACGUCCACAUUUUUUAUAAUAUAUAUAUAUAUAUAUAUAUAUAUAUAUAUAUAUAUAUAUAUAUAUAUAUAUAUAUAUAUAUAAUAAACCAAGUUCCUGUCACCAAAUAACACUUGUAAUUUAUUAUGUAAUUUUUUUUUCUUAUAUUAGAUGGGGUGUCUGUACAUGCUGCCCCGCCCAAAACCUCGCCAGCGUAUUUAAUCAGCGGCACUAACUGGAUCAAAGCUGUCUAUGCCAAAUUGUCGUGAACAGACAUCCUAACACUAAUUUGUGUUCAUUAAUCUUAUUACCUCAUCGCUACCCAGGUCAAUCGAGGUUAUCCCUAAUGCUGACAUUAAUUAAAGGCCUAACAUGCUGA